Plectropomus leopardus (leopard coralgrouper) is the source of this 1824-nucleotide messenger RNA. It is a transcript of the gene glcci1b, whose product is annotated as glucocorticoid induced 1b. The record is from RefSeq and is a predicted model, not a curated record. Gene Ontology annotation, cellular component: cytoplasm. Lineage: Eukaryota; Metazoa; Chordata; Actinopteri; Perciformes; Serranidae. Gene Ontology annotation, biological process: podocyte development.
ACUGUCAUUUAUGAUGGGGAAGACGGAACGAGAGCUGCUAAACACGAAAUAAACCUUUCAAGAAGUAUCAAAAACUACUUUUAAAGUCACUCGUGUAGCGUUUAAAGUUAACGACGGCAUGUUUUAGUGUCUCACAGAGAAGCAGCAACUUUUGGCUCUACGUCUUUCACUCUGCGACAGGAGUUACAGCCAGUUUCGGAGGAUGUCAGCCCCCAGCAACUCGCUCCAGCAGCCGAGGGUGAGACGCAGCAAUGCGGGCUCCCCCGGCUCGUUCAACAACAGCAGCUGCCGUUUGCACCCCAUCCGUGCCACCGUGCCCUACCAGCUCCUGCGCGGGGGGCAGAGCAGCCCGCCGCGGUCCCAGACCCUCUACGGUGGAGCCACCAACAGCCGGGGCUCCAGUCCCCCCUCCAGCCCGUCUCUCAGCUCAGGAAGUGCAAAUGCUAAGCAAAGACUGUCCCCCGAAAACAAGGACUCCUCCUGUCCCCCAGACUCUCCAGUGUCCAGAGCAGAAAGGUCCAAGUUGCAAGUUCGUAGUUCCAGUGCCAUCCGGCGGACAUCUUCCCUGGACGCCAUCACGGGGCCAUACCUCACCGGCCAGUGGCCUCGGGACUCCCAUGGACCCUACCCCUCCUGUAUGAAAGACAAAGCCACACAGACUCCAGGUCUCUGGAUUGAUGAGGGAGCAGAACAAGGAAGUCCUCACCAGCGGUCAGCAUCAUGGGGCAGCGCAGACCACCUCAAAGAGCAGAUUGCUAAACUGAGACUGCAGCUGCAGCGCAGCAAACAAGUCAGCCGGCAGAGCAAAGACAGAGAGCAGAGCUCUCUGCAGCUGCAGCAACAGGCACAGCAUGGCACUGCAUGCCAAGCACAGUACAAGGGAAGUCCAGCCUUGUCAACGAUCCCUGUGCCAAAAUCCCUCAUAUGCAGGGUGCCGAGCAGCGUGGAGGGCAUCAGCCACGAGCUAGAAAAUGUGUUUAUCAGAGAGGACUGGGAACAGGGGAUACAGGCCAUGGAUGUGGUAGAUGGCCGCCGCGCCCCCUUCCCUACGCGCCAUGAAGGCAGCAGCAGUGGGGACACACGUGACACAGACACACAGGCUCCUUCAAGUGGUGAGUCCAGCCCUUCGCCCCGCCCCCGCAGCUCUGACCACGUCCACUCUGCUGAUGGAAGCCCGUGCUCUGCAGAGGAAAUCGACAAAGACAGUGUGUGCAGUUCUCCUCUCCCCAAGUUCGCCACAUCUCCCAAACCCAACAACAGCUACAUGUUCAAGCGGGAACCUCCAGAGGGCUGUGAGAGGGUCAAAGUGUUUGAAGAGAUGGUGUCUGGCAAAUCAAAAGGCUUCCCUCUCUUCUCGUGCCCCGACAAAAACAAGGUGAACUUCAUUCCCAGGGGUUCGGCCUUCUGCCCCGUCAAACUCCUCUGCUCCUCCUUCUUCACCCCGGUCUCCUCCUUGUCCUGCUCCUCCGCCAACGACAGUCCAGCACCUCAGAUGACUGCAACUCUGCCCACUGCACCACUAGCUACCUUCCCGGCCUCCGCUGACUGGAGCACCGACACGAGCACAGGCACGAACACAGACAACAGCACAGGCAGCCAGAGCCCCGACACAGACGUGGGGACAGACGGCUCAGCACAAGUUCUCCUCACCAGCUAGUCCUCAGGUAUUCAUUACCAAACCACCCAACAGCUGAAACUUUACCGCUAAUUGGAUGGUUUGGUUUUAAAACAAAUACAUUUAAAAAAGAAAAAAAAAAAAAAAAAUCCUCGCACUCCGUUAAUCCUAACGUUAGCCAGCAGGGACCGCCCGAGGUUUAGACGUGA